Cucumis melo (muskmelon) is the source of this 627-nucleotide messenger RNA. RefSeq lists its product as uncharacterized. NCBI's taxonomy places the organism in Eukaryota, Viridiplantae, Streptophyta, Magnoliopsida, Cucurbitales, Cucurbitaceae. The transcript has 3 exons. The coding region runs from base 218 to 457 and encodes 79 amino acids. The record is from RefSeq and is a predicted model, not a curated record.
AUUGAAUUCCCUUCGAAUUGGGGAAAGUGGGUGAGUUAUUUUGGGAAGAAAAAAUUGAAAAGCCUUUUCGCCUUUUCAAUUAAUAAGUAGGAGACGUGGCGGGUAGGAAUUUCCAACUAAAAUUUCUUUACCAAUUUGCAAUACAUAUCUAUCUUACCCACACAAACAAAGUAAUAGAAUAAAAGUACAUUCUGAUCUAAAACAGUGGCUGGCGGCGAUGGAGAAAUCAGCGGCAGCGGCGGCAGCGAUUCUCUGUUUAUUGUUACUUUCUGCGGAGGCGGUGGUGACGGUUUCGGCAGAUGCUGCGGACUGCAUCGACGCCUGUUUCACUGCUUGUGUCCAGAAAGACACGAGGGUGAUGCAGCGUUGUGAGGGGAAGUGUAGAAUCAAGUGCGGUCCAGAUAACAAAGUUGAUGAAAAUAUUGCAUUGGUGAGACAGAAUAACAAAUGCGGGUAAGGUGUGAAUGUUGUGAGAAAUCUCACUUUGUUUCUUAUGUUGUAAUAAAGAAAGUAAUCUCGAGGGAAAAUAGUUUAUGUAUGUUGUAAACAAGUGCUUCUUUGUUCUUCUAGAUGUUUGUGAAAGCUAUAUGUAAAGCAUUUUCUAAAUAAGUGCUUCUUUGUGUGGCA